Messenger RNA from Culex quinquefasciatus (southern house mosquito), 585 nucleotides. RefSeq lists its product as uncharacterized. The record is from RefSeq and is a predicted model, not a curated record. The transcript has 3 exons. The coding region runs from base 1 to 585 and encodes 194 amino acids. Lineage: Eukaryota; Metazoa; Arthropoda; Insecta; Diptera; Culicidae.
AUGAGACGGAAAAAGUCGCGAAGAGUGGCGCUCACGAUCGACGCAACAUCGUCAAAAUGCCAAAAGGACGACCAGCAGCAGCAAUCUGAGCAGCAGGAUAAGCAGGUUGCUCCGAUGACUCCACCACAGGAUCCGGCUUUCUCCGCAUUUGCGCCAGUUCUGGAAGAACCGUCUGUACGAAAGCCGCAGGUCCUGAAGCUGUCGUACUCGGAUUACUUCCAGAGGUUGGAGCGAUAUCCAACGAACCUGAUCAAGAACAUCUACAUGGAAUACCGAAGAAGUCACCGCAAAUCCCGCCCGCAAACUCUCAACUCGCGACGGCGCAGCUUCGGCCGGAUGAACUGGAAACAUUUGUGCCAUUCUCGAAGGAGGACGAUGCGAUCGGGAACUAUCGGUUCAGGCGCUUCACUUCCCAGUCGGAAAACGUCGACUUACCUUCCCGAAUUAACACCCAAUGGCCAACUCCUCCAAGCCUGUCCUGAUGAUGGCCGGCAACGAGACUACCCUGUUCUCUACAUCGCUGUCGCGCUCCAAAAUGUAGGCCGCGACGCACAGUGGAUCCUCUCCGAACAAAGGUGUGACUAA